AUGCAAAAAAAUAAUUAUAAAGUUUUUAAACUUCCACAACCAAAUCAAUCGGUUUAUACAACAUUUCCAUUUAAGAAUAUUUUAUCUAUUUUUAUUGCAAUUAUGAGAGUUCCUUAUCGAGUGGGAGAUUAUAUUCGAAAAAAUAAACUAGAAGCUCAUCCAUUUUUGGAGAUUUAUAAACCACCAUUAAUUCAUUAUAUUGUACCAUUAAGUAAUUUUGAUGCUUAUAAUGUUCCGGAAAUUAACAAUGAAUGA
Rotaria sp. Silwood2 is the source of this 255-nucleotide messenger RNA. Lineage: Eukaryota; Metazoa; Rotifera; Eurotatoria; Philodinida; Philodinidae. The record is from the annotation of a GenBank genome assembly.